Molecule: messenger RNA, 1055 nt
Organism: Scophthalmus maximus (turbot)
Lineage: Eukaryota; Metazoa; Chordata; Actinopteri; Pleuronectiformes; Scophthalmidae
Gene: uprt
Product: uracil phosphoribosyltransferase (FUR1) homolog (S. cerevisiae)
Exons: 7
Coding region: 1-768 (255 amino acids)
Source: RefSeq, a predicted model, not a curated record
AUGCCGUGCCACAACCAGCAGAUGAACAGUGUCAACAGUGGCCAGGAUCACCCAGUGAAGCAAGUGCGGUUCGCCAGCAGCAGCAGCAGUGUCCCCGCAGUGCUGACGAGCUCUGAACCCAGUGAUGCCUCCACACUGCACAUCCAGGAGAACCUGGGACCUCAGCUCAAACUGCUUCCUCUGAACGACCAGAUCCGCGAGUUACAGACUAUAAUCAGAGACAAGACAACCAGCAGAGGAGAUUUUGUCUUUUGUGCCGACCGACUGAUCAGAUUAGUAGUUGAAGAGGGCUUGAAUCAGCUCCCCUACUCAGAGUGCACUGUGACCACACCAACAGGGUACAAGUAUGAAGGUGUCAAGUUUGAAAGGGGCAACUGUGGAGUCAGCAUAAUGAGGAGUGGUGAGGCCAUGGAGCAGGGUCUUCGGGACUGCUGCCGCUCCAUCCGCAUCGGCAAGAUCCUCAUCCAGAGCGACGAAGAGACACAGAAAGCCAAGGUCUACUACGCCAAGUUCCCCCCAGAUGUGUACAGGAGAAAAGUGUUGCUCAUGUAUCCCAUCCUCAGUACAGGGAACACAGUGAUCGAGGCAGUGAAGGUGCUGAUAGAGCACGGAGUUCAGCCCAGACAUAUUAUCCUCCUCAGCCUUUUCUCCACGCCUCAUGGAGCCAAAUCUAUAAUCCAGGAGUUCCCAGAUAUCACCAUCUUGACCACAGAGGUCCAUCCCGUGGCUCCGACACAUUUUGGACAGAGGUACUUUGGCACCGACUAAGCUGAGGGCAAACUGAGGAACAUGAUCUGCUUUGAUUUUGUCAUUUAUUUAAAUGUUUCUCGUGCUCUCCUUGUUGUGCCAAAUACUGCAACCUUAUCUCCAAAGUUCCCAGAUUGAUACAAAAUUCAUUAUCUGAAUAUAUUUAUUAUGUUUGUUUUUUGUGGUGUGUACCGAUGCUAUAGAAAGUAAUGUACACAAAAGCAUAUGCAGAGUUCAACUUGGAGCAUUUAAUUUUGCAUGUAGUGGAUCAAUAAAGAAUUUAUAUUUGUUAACAGACAGAACAGAAA